Ixodes scapularis (black-legged tick) is the source of this 1189-nucleotide messenger RNA. RefSeq lists its product as uncharacterized. The record is from RefSeq and is a predicted model, not a curated record. The transcript is spliced from 3 exons. The coding region runs from base 253 to 933 and encodes 226 amino acids. NCBI's taxonomy places the organism in Eukaryota, Metazoa, Arthropoda, Arachnida, Ixodida, Ixodidae.
AUCCAGGCCGGCGGCUUUCCGACCUUUACGAACUAAACUUACAGUCUCGGCUGACGUGAAGCUUGAGCAUCAGUAAAGAGAGAAAACAAAAUCUUAGCAUAUAACCAGAGCGCAAGACACGGUCCUCCUGACAACUCAAGACAGUCCAAUCCCUGGAGUGUCGUGUGCGUGCUCGUGGAGAACAACUACACACCCUUGACGUCAGUUUCGCGUUGUCAUCCUCCGAGCAUCGAAUCCAGAAGAGGAAGAAACAUGGUAUUCGACAAGGUCGCCCUCCUUUGUCUCGUUCUAGGUAGCGCCACGGCGCGUAUUCGUCACGAUGAAACAGACAAAUGCCCACCACUGGACCCCAACUGGGAGGACAAGCUGGACGAGCUUUUCUCGGCACUUCCGGCGGACUUCCACGACGCGAUUCCAACGGGCGUUUUCCAGGACCACGACUCGGACGUCGGGUUCACGUUGGGGAACUCCAGCUUCAGCGGUCUGGCGGGUCUCAAGCCAGAUCGGCCCUACGAGACGUUCUGCAGGGACAGCGAGAGGGUCCUCCAGUUCAGCCUCCGCGCUACGGAGUUCCUCCAGCUGUCCAUUCCAUGGACCAUGUGCUCUGGACUUAACGGGUCCAUACGCACCGUCGCUCCCAUGUCCAGGAUCGAGGGACAGAUCCUUGUGACCAAGACGGAAGGCGCGGCGAGCAAGUGGGUGCUCGAAAGUCUGGAAAUGGUGCGGCUGGAACGGCAAUACAUCACGGUCGACGGCAUGGGGCCGGGAGUGAAGACUGUAAUGCGUUGGGUGGAUGCCCUGAUGGGUGGGAUGAUUAGGGUUAUUUGGGUAAACAUGUCGCCGAUCGUGAUUUCGCACGUUCUGGUCGAGACAGCAAGGCAGGUAGGCAUCCCUUUGGAAUCGACGUUAAAAAGCUUCCACUACGAUUCCUAAAAGUGGUAUAGCGGUGGAAAAAAAAAACAACAUUGGCAGUCUUUUCUCGAAGUUGCCUCUUCCUUGUAAGACUUUAACCGUCACCUGAAAAGGCACUCCGAACGUAGUCUUGACCAUUUCCGCCAAAAGUGGCGCCGGCUUGCGCCCGGUAAUUGUUUUCUAUACUGAUCGCACUAAACCGAUCUAAAAAUGUUCUCACUGUUGGGUCAUUUUGAAACAUUUUGUUUUCUAAAUAAAAUUCCAGAAUGCUUCUCAA